This is a messenger RNA of Caenorhabditis angaria, 1507 nucleotides long. Lineage: Eukaryota; Metazoa; Nematoda; Chromadorea; Rhabditida; Rhabditidae. The record is from the annotation of a GenBank genome assembly.
AUGCUAACAAUCGCCGAUUUGAUGCAAUUCAACGCCUAUGUUUGCCUAAUCGCUUCGAUUCUCCUGAAUUCUGUGCUCAUUUUUUUGAUUCAUAUGGAGAGAAGUCACGAGAAUUUCUAUCGAAUGUAUAACACGUUUUUCAUUUGGUCUGGUGUGGCGAAUUUGGCUAUGAGUUUGGGAUUUGCAGUGUUGCAGCCGGUUAGAUUUUCAGGCUAGUAGUCUUCAAUUUUUUCAAAAUAUUUCCAGGCCCCAAUCACCUUCCAAUCAAAAACCUACAUAGUUUUCCUCGGACCAUUUAAUUUUCUUCCGGACCUUCUUCUCAUCCCAAUAUUCUCAAUCUUCAUUUCAAUUUCAAUAUUUCAAAUCUUCAAAGAACCCGCCAUUUUCAUCCUUCGAUUCAUCUAUAUAACAAGAAAAAUGAAAAUGGGAGCUUUCAUUUUUCGAAAACUCCUUUCUCUCAUCCUUGCUCUUAGCCUAACUUUGGGCCUAGCAAAUUGGAUCAUUCUUCAAGAAUCCACGUUGGACAUCAAACCGGAUAUCUCAAAUAUAAUGGGAGAGGAUUAUGGAUUUUUGGCGGUCAAUAAUCAUGCGAUGAAUGUUUUGCAAGUUGGCGUAUGUUCAGUGGGAGUUUUUGGAUUUGUUGUGGGAUUUUUGAUUUAUCGUUCGAUUUAUGAAAGAGUUACACAAACUAUUUCGAUUGAUGGAAGGGCGAAUUAUCAGAGAUCUAUUGAUAUCAAUCAGACGCUUUUGGUUUCGGUAAGGUUUUGGGGAAAAAACCAAAAAUUAAUUUUUGAACUUAAAAUUUCAGCUUUUUUUAGCUACUUCUGAUAAAUUUAGGUUUCAGCUUUAGUGUAAGCCUGAAACAUUUAGGUCUAAAUUUAAUAUUUUUCCUAAGCCUAGAAAGUUAAGCCUAUAUAUCCACUGUGUUUGAAUCGUGUUUGCCUUAAAUUCAAAAAAAAAGCCUGAAUUUAAGCCUUACCAUAAUUGUAACCUAACCUAAGCCUGAAAAGAUCAAAGCUGAAAUUGAUCCCUCAAAUUCUUACAUAAUUUUUUGAUGACUUACGCUAACUAACACUUGGGGGUCUGAUGAAAAUAACAAUUUUUUAAUUGGAAAUUUUCAAGGAAAAAAUAAUCAUCGAAAAUGACGAAAUGGUGACAAAAAUUAGAAGUUUUCUAGAAUUUCAAGAAAAAACAGUAUCCCUACAGUAAUCCACCCUUUUUUCAGGCCAUCCAACAAAUAAUUUUCCUAACUCUUCCAAUUUGUCUUCUCUCAAUCUUCUCCAUCGAAGGAUUUCAAAUUUCGAUGAAAUCGAUGCCAAUUUAUUUGGGAACCUGUUUUUAUCCGAUCACAAAUGCUAUCACAACUUUCAUCCAUCUCAAAUAUUAUCAGCGACAAUUUCGAAAAUCUGGAAUGAGAUGUUUGGUGAAAUUGGGAUAUUUGAAGAAGGUGCCGAAUCGAAUUUCGACGGCGGUCGAGACUAGUGAUUUGCCUGGAAGUGGAUUGUGA